This is a messenger RNA of Carya illinoinensis, 2206 nucleotides long. RefSeq names its product serine/threonine-protein kinase 38-like. Gene Ontology annotation, molecular function: ATP binding; protein serine/threonine kinase activity. The coding region runs from base 86 to 1678 and encodes 530 amino acids. The record is from RefSeq and is a predicted model, not a curated record. The transcript is spliced from 14 exons. Lineage: Eukaryota; Viridiplantae; Streptophyta; Magnoliopsida; Fagales; Juglandaceae. Gene Ontology annotation, biological process: peptidyl-serine phosphorylation; intracellular signal transduction.
UUGUCACCAUCAUCAAAAUUCACACACACACCCCCCCUCCCCCUAGAAAAUAUUUAGACGAGAGAGAGAGCGAGAGAGAAGGGCUAUGGAGAAUCAUCAGGCGGUGGAGGGAGAGGAGGAAGAGGACGAGGUGAGGCCCAUGGCGGAGGAGGAUGGGGCGGUGGUGUCCAGCUUGACCAUGGAGAGGGUGGCUGCGGCCAAGCAGUUCAUCGAGAGCCAUUACAAAGCGCAGAUGAAGCACAUCCAAGAACGCAAGGAGAGGCGCUCAGUGCUGGAAAGGAAGUUGGCAUCUUCAGAUGUAUCACAGGAGGAACAAAUCAAUCUACUGAAGGAUUUGGAGCGCAAAGAGACUGAAUAUAUGCGUCUUAAAAGACACAAGAUUUGUGUUGAUGACUUUGAACUUCUGACCAUUAUUGGGAGAGGGGCCUUUGGAGAGGUUAGAUUGUGUCGGGAGAAGAAAUCAGGCAACAUUUAUGCCAUGAAAAAGCUGAAGAAGUCUGAAAUGGUCAGCAGGGGACAGGUUGAACAUGUUAGAGCUGAAAGAAACUUGCUUGCGGAAGUUGCCAGUCAUUUCAUUGUGAAACUCUAUUAUUCCUUUCAAGAUGCUGAAUACUUGUAUCUAAUCAUGGAAUAUCUUCCUGGUGGUGACAUGAUGACUUUGCUCAUAAGAGAAGAAACUUUGACCGAAACUGUUGCUAGAUUCUAUAUUGCUCAAAGUGUUCUAGCUAUAGAGUCUAUCCAUAAACAUAACUACAUCCACAGAGAUAUAAAACCUGACAACCUCCUGUUGGAUAAAAAUGGUCACAUGAAGCUCUCUGAUUUUGGCCUUUGCAAGCCUCUUGACUGCUCUCAUUUAUCAUCCAUAAAUGAAAAUGAAGUCCUGGAUGAUGAUAAUUUGAAUGAUACAAUGGAUAUUGAUGGAUGCUUUCCAGAUAGUAAAACUGGGAGGCGUUGGAAAAGCCCCCUCGAACAACUUCAGCAUUGGCAGAUGAACAGGAGGAAAUUGGCAUAUUCAACAGUUGGUACGCCAGAUUAUAUUGCUCCUGAAGUACUGCUUAAAAAAGGCUAUGGUGUGGAGUGCGACUGGUGGUCACUUGGUGCAAUAAUGUAUGAGAUGCUCGUUGGCUAUCCCCCAUUUUAUUCUGAUGACCCAGUAACAGCUUGCAGAAAGAUUGUGCAUUGGAAAAAUCAUUUAAAGUUUCCAGAGGAGGCUAGAUUGACACCUGAAGCGAAGGAUUUGAUCUGUAGAUUGCUAUGUGAUGUUGAACAUAGGCUUGGCACUGGAGGGCUGAACCAAAUUAAAAGUCAUCCCUGGUUCAAAGAUGUUGUGUGGGAAAAACUCUAUGAAAUGGAGGCAGCAUUUAAGCCAGAGGUCAAUGGGGAACUUGAUACACAAAAUUUUAUGAAAUUUGACGAGGUAGAUCCUCCUACACAAGCAAGAACUGGAUCUGGACUUACGAGGAAGAUGCUUUUGACUCCUAAAGAUCUCAGUUUUGUUGGCUAUACUUACAAGAAUUUUGACGCUGUCAAAGGGUUGCAUAAUUCUGGUGGUUUGAGGAGCACGUCCCCAAUUAUAUCAUCCACCGGUUCUUUCCACAGUGAUUCUGCAGUGGAUUACUCUGCCGAUGACAGAGAAACAGAGAUGCUCGUGUCAUCAGAGGAUGCCAUGUCACAGUGAAGAGCUCCCGACAGAAAAAUGUAUGAGAGCCCUGUUAUGAAGGUGAAUUGAAUGAUUCAGAAAUGGCUUCUCUUAGUAGAAGAAUGAUGGUGAAAUUAAACCAACCAUGGAGCCAAAUUUCAACACUCCCGAUAUCUAGACCCAGGUCCUUGACAGCCCAUUUUCACCUCCCUCAUUUUUUGGUACUGGUUUUUAUCUAUUUCUGUUACUUGUGUUAGGGUGGUUUUUGCUAUGUUUCCUCUGUUACCUCCCUUGUCUUGGUGUUCUGAAUUUACUUGGUGGGAGAAAUGGGAACAAAAAUUGUGAAGGAAAGAAAAUAGGUGUGAGGAGAGAUAGAGAUGAUUUCAUGGAUUCGUUUGAUUUUAAGAUCUGACCCAACCCAAAUGUCCAAGUCGAGUCGGUUUGAGUUGGUAUGGUACUGUUCACUUGACCGAGUCAGGUCAAGCCCAAACCUAGUUAGACCAAGUCGGCCCUAAUUGGUGGGACCCACCGCUUUAUCAAAUUUUUAAAAAGUUCUAUUUCAUCUCA